Molecule: messenger RNA, 409 nt
Organism: Drosophila miranda
Lineage: Eukaryota; Metazoa; Arthropoda; Insecta; Diptera; Drosophilidae
Exons: 1
Coding region: 59-331 (90 amino acids)
Source: RefSeq, a predicted model, not a curated record
CGUAGCCAUUGGCAAACAUUUGCCAGUGCAGUAUGUAUUGGACGAAGCCGGCAAGACAAUGAAAAUGAGUCCGGUGUCCAUUAGGUUCAUCGAAGGACAACGAAAGUCGGUGCAGCUGGUGUGUGGAAACUAUGCUUAUGCCAAGAACAACAAACACGGCGGCACCACCUACUGGAACUGUCGCAGCCGACGCCACGGGCAGGAGUCGUGCAAGGCUCGCCUCUCUACCAGACACCACUCGAACGGCCGGUUCAUAGUACAUCUCACCCAACCGAAGCACAAUCAUCCGCCCAGCAAGCGCAUUAAUCGAAUACUCAGCCAGAGUCUCUAAGAAUCUCUAGUAGACAGUAAGCCUAGAUCGUAAGCAGCAAAUAUAAAUGAGGCCCGCUUGAGGGCAAACAGCAUUAAA